Octodon degus (degu) is the source of this 1385-nucleotide messenger RNA. It is a transcript of the gene Cops8, whose product is annotated as COP9 signalosome subunit 8. Gene Ontology annotation, biological process: protein deneddylation; COP9 signalosome assembly. The transcript is spliced from 8 exons. Bases 13 to 768 code for a protein of 251 amino acids. Gene Ontology annotation, cellular component: COP9 signalosome. The record is from RefSeq and is a predicted model, not a curated record. Lineage: Eukaryota; Metazoa; Chordata; Mammalia; Rodentia; Octodontidae.
GCGCCAGAACGGAUGAUGCGCCUGCGCGGCGGCGCUCACUGGCGAGCUGGUUUCCUACGUCAUCGCGGGCGCGACGCCCCGAGGGACAGUCUGGAGUCUGGCAGUCUGGAAGGCGCGGUGGUGAGACUGGCCGGGAAGAUGCCAGUGGCGGUGAUGGCGGAAAGUGCCUUCAGUUUUAGAAAGUUGCUGGAUCAAUGCGAGAACCAGGAGCUCGAGGCUCCUGGAGGAAUUGCCACGCCCCCAGUGUAUGGCCAGCUUCUCGCGUUGUAUCUGCUCCACAAUGACAUGAAUAAUGCAAGAUAUCUUUGGAAAAGAAUACCCCCUGCUAUAAAAUCUGCAAAUUCUGAACUUGGAGGGAUUUGGUCAGUAGGACAGAGAAUCUGGCAGAGAGAUUUCCCUGGGAUCUAUGCAACCAUCAACGCCCACCAGUGGUCUGAGACGGUGCAGCCAAUCAUGGAAGCGCUCAGAGAUGCGACUCGGCGGCGUGCCUUUGCCCUGGUCUCCCAAGCGUACACCUCCAUCAUCGCUGAUGACUUUGCGGCCUUUGUUGGACUUCCUGUAGAAGAGGCUGUGAAAGGUAUCUUGGAGCAAGGAUGGCAAGCGGACUCCACCACAAGAAUGGUUCUACCCCGAAAGCCAGUUGCAGGCGCCCUGGAUGUUUCCUUUAAUAGAAUUAUUCCCCUGUCAGAGCCUGCCCCAGUCCCGCCGAUCCCCAACGAGCAGCAGCUGGCGAGGCUGACCGACUAUGUGGCUUUCCUGGAGAACUGACAUCGCUGGGUUCGGGCCACCCACAGCGCCCUGUACACGGACAGAUGGAGACAUGUAAAGCUUUUAUUUUCAAUUUACUGGAUGGAUUAAGCACCUCAGCUUUCCUUACGGAAUAUGUGAUAAAAUGAAUAUAUAAUAUAAAGUAUAUUAUAUAUAUUUUGUCCUUAAGCAUUAUGCUGAGUAGUUGAGGCAGUUGUCAUUUUUUAAUAUGUAACAGUUUGGCACUGUCAGUAUUACGCAGGCGGUUUACAUUCUCUGCUGACCUAGGAGUAAGCUCUCUUGCCCGGUGCAUGCCGCACUCCUGCCCAUGCCUGAGUGGGCCCUGGUGGUGCUGCUUGUGCGGCUGGCGAGGGACUGUCCCGAGUAGCACCUGAAUUGCUGGAGCGUGAUCCACCCUUGGGAGGUGGGCACACUGGGGUCCCUGCCUCCUGAGAACUGCUAGGUAGAGUAGUCACAUGUAGCUGAAGAGCAAACGGACGUUUCUUGAGUAGACCAGUGUGUUAGCGUCACGGUUCUUUCCAGUAGUAUGAACACAUCCAUUGCUAGCAGAGGUGGGCUCACCACGAUGGUGCCACUUAGGGUGUUCAUGAGAAGUGUUAAGUCCUACCCUGUCCUUG